This is a messenger RNA of Wickerhamiella sorbophila, 747 nucleotides long. Its product is annotated as Triosephosphate isomerase. Lineage: Eukaryota; Fungi; Ascomycota; Dipodascomycetes; Dipodascales; Trichomonascaceae. Gene Ontology annotation, biological process: glycerol catabolic process; glyceraldehyde-3-phosphate biosynthetic process; gluconeogenesis. Gene Ontology annotation, cellular component: cytosol. The transcript has a single exon. Bases 1 to 747 code for a protein of 248 amino acids. Gene Ontology annotation, molecular function: triose-phosphate isomerase activity. The record is from RefSeq and is a predicted model, not a curated record.
AUGGCGCGUAAAUUCUUUGUUGGAGGCAACUUCAAGAUGAACGGCUCGACUGAGCAGAUCAAGAAGAUUGUUUCUGGUCUCAACAACGCUAAACUCAACCCUGAGGUUGAGGUAGUGAUUGCUCCCCCAUUCCCCUACCUGGCACUUGCUGCUUCUGAGAACAAGCAGUCGACUGUUGCUAUCUCCGGCCAGGACACUUACUACAAGGACAACGGUGCCUUCACUGGUGCCACCUCUGUCUCUAUGCUCCAGGACGUUGGUGCCACGUGGGUUAUCCUUGGUCACUCCGAGCGUCGCUCCCUGUUUGGUGAGACUUCGGAGGAGGUCGCCAAGAAGACCAAGUACGCGCUCGACAAGGGCAUGAAGGUCAUCCUCUGCAUUGGUGAGUCCAAGGAGGAGCGUGACAGCAAGCGCACUUUCUCGGUCUGCUCUGGCCAGACCCAUGCCGUCAUCAAGGCUCUCUCGCCCUCCGACUGGGCCAAUGUCGUCAUUGCCUACGAGCCGGUCUGGGCUAUCGGCACCGGCUUGACUGCCACUCCCGUAGAUGCCCAGGAGGUCCACAAGCAGCUCCGUGAGUUCCUCACCACCAACAUCUCUGCUGAGGUCGCUAACGCUACUCGUAUUAUCUACGGUGGCUCUGUCAACGCCAAGACUGCCCCUGACUUGUCCAAGGAGGCCGACAUUGACGGCUUCUUGGUUGGCGGUGCUUCCCUCAAGCCCGAGUUCAUCGAGAUCAUCAACGUUUGA